Messenger RNA from Nicotiana attenuata, 906 nucleotides. RefSeq lists its product as uncharacterized. The record is from RefSeq and is a predicted model, not a curated record. The transcript has 4 exons. Bases 1 to 906 code for a protein of 301 amino acids. Lineage: Eukaryota; Viridiplantae; Streptophyta; Magnoliopsida; Solanales; Solanaceae.
AUGAAGGACGAUGAAUCCAUUCAGGAUAUGCACACUCGCUUCACAUCUAGCAUCAAUGAGCUUCACUCACUUGGAGAUAUCAUCCCCAGGAACAAACUUGUCAAGAAGAUACUUAGUGUAUUACCUGGUUCCUGGGAAAGCAAAGUAAAUGCCAUCACAGAGGCAAAGGAUCUUCAGGAGCUGACCAUUGAUGAACUUGUCGGCAAUCUCAAGACCUAUGAAAUGAAGAAGAAGAAGGACAAUGAGAGAAGAGAGCCCAAAGGGGAGAAGAACCUGGUCCUAAAGACGGAUAGCAAUGACUCAGGUGGUGAGGAUGCUCAUAUGGCCUACCUGACAAAAAGGUUUCAGAAAAUGGUUCGCAGAAAUAGAGGCAUUCCAAAAGGGGGCAACUCCAGCAAGCCAAAAGACUUAAAGGAAACUAUUGAGAGUCUGAAGAAAGAAAAGGAUGCCUUAACUAAAAAAGUUGCAAACAUAGAACAUGAGAGAGAAGAUCUAGUGGUUGUUGUGGUCAAUCUAAAAGAGACCAUUGAGUGUGUUAAAAAGGAGAAAGAAGUUUUAACUGAGAGGGUUGCUAACAUUGAGCAUGAGAAAGAUGACCUAUUAGUGGUGGUUAUAGACCUAAAGGAAACAAUUGAGGAGCUAAAAAGGGAAAGUAGACCUGGGAACACUCAAAAAGGAAAGAAAGUUGGAAUAGUGAAAGGGAGCAUCCAACAAUGGUACAUGGAUAACGGCUGCUCGAAGCACAUGACUGGAGGUACAAAUGAUUUCCUUUCACUGAAGGCCCUGCAGGGAGGGAGUGUAUCAUUUGUAAAUGCAAAUGAGUGGACAACCACAAGGAAAACACAACAGGGUCCUGGACAGAAGUACAAGUCAACUGUACAGCUGGAACGUAACAUCAGAAAGUGA